AUGGCCCUGAUUGGGAGUACGGUGAUCCUGGUGAGCUCGUCCAUUAACGAGCGGGACCAGUUGCUGUUCAUCAGUACAGACGAGGGCUCCUCUUUCCAGCGUCAGCCCCUCUCCUUCACUGCUGAGACCCUCCUCUUCCACCCUAAGGAGGAGGACAAGGUGCUGGCUUACUGCAAGGAGGGCAAGCUCUAUGUGUCCAUGGAUUUGGGCCGGAAGUGGACUCUAAUGCAGGAACGAGUAACCAAGGGCAGAAUAUUCUGGUCUGUGGCUGAUGUAGAUGUGGACCCUGACUUGGUGCAUAUGGAGAUGCAGGACACAAGUGGAGGGUACCUGUAUGUCACCUGUCUGAUCCAGAACUGCUCAGACAAGACCGUAACAGCUCAGUUCCUGGGGAAGAUUGACCACAACUCUCUCUCAGUCCAGGACGACUACAUAUUUGUCAAGGUGACCACAGGAAACCGCACCAAGCACUACGUCUCAUACCGACGGAACGAGUUUGUCCAGAUGAGUUUCCCUAAAUACGCCCUACCAAAGGACGUCCACAUAGUGAGUACGGAUGAGAGCCAGGUGUUCCUGGCCCUGCAGGAGUGGUACCAGACAGACAGCUACAACCUGUACCAGUCGGACCCGCAGGGCGUCUACUACUCCAUCGUGCUGGAGAACGUCCGCAGCGCCAAGCAGCCGGAGGAGAGCGUCCUUAUAGACAUACUGGAGGUGCGCGGGAUCAAGGGGGUCUUCCUGGCCAAUCAGAAGGUGGAUGGCAAAGUGCGGACUCUCAUCACCUAUAACAAAGGCCGAGACUGGGAACCGCUAGCCCCGCCUACUACUGACAUGAACGGCAAACCGGUCAACUGCAAAUCACCUGACUGUCACCUCCACCUCCACCUGCGCUGGGCUGACAACCCCUACGUAUCAGGGACCGUCCACACCAAAGACUCCGCCCCCGGACUCAUCAUGGGCGCAGGUAACUUGGGUUCCCAGCUGGUGGAGUAUAAAGAAGAGAUGUACAUCACCUCUGACUGUGGGAAGACCUGGAGGCAGGUGUUUGAGGAGGAGCAUCACAUCCUGUACCUGGACCAUGGAGGGGUCAUCGUUGCCAUCAAAGACACCUCCAUCCCUCUCAAAAUACUCAAGUUCAGUAUUGAUGAGGGACGCACCUGGACCAUCCACACCUUCACAAGCACCUCAGUGUUCGUGGACGGACUUUUGAGCGAGCCGGGAGAUGAGACGUUGGUCAUGACGGUGUUCGGUCACAUCAGCUAUCGGUCAGACUAGCUGGUCAAGGUGGACUUCAGACAGUCAUUCCCCAGACAGUGUACAGAGGGAGACUACGACUCCUGGAAACUCACAGAUCUGCAGGGAGAGAAGUGCAUCAUGGGUCAGGAGAGGAGUUUCAGGAAGAGGAAGGACACUGCGUUCUGUAUCAAGGGGAGGAGCUACACCUCCGCCCUGACUACCAAGCCCUGCCAGUGCUCCGAGAAAGACUUCAACUG
Messenger RNA from Salvelinus namaycush (lake trout), 1493 nucleotides. Its product is annotated as VPS10 domain-containing receptor SorCS2-like. Gene Ontology annotation, molecular function: protein binding. Lineage: Eukaryota; Metazoa; Chordata; Actinopteri; Salmoniformes; Salmonidae. The record is from RefSeq and is a predicted model, not a curated record. Gene Ontology annotation, cellular component: membrane.